Molecule: messenger RNA, 2127 nt
Organism: Talaromyces amestolkiae
Lineage: Eukaryota; Fungi; Ascomycota; Eurotiomycetes; Eurotiales; Trichocomaceae
Exons: 4
Coding region: 1-2127 (708 amino acids)
Source: RefSeq, a predicted model, not a curated record
AUGGCGCCGCCCGAAGCUGGGAGACGGAAUCCCACUGUCUUGGUAACCGACUCGCGAGACCAACAUGCUCAACGCCCCAGUCGCCGGGCCGCGCUGCCUGCCACGCGUCUCAUCACGGUCGACAAUGUCCUGCAAUAUGCCUCGGAUAUCCCAUCGAUGCAACAACGGCGGCCCAUGCAACAGCGUCCGCAGAUGAGGCCUCGAUCACGUCUUUCGGCGUCUACUGGUAUUGCGGGCGCGGCGUCUGGAUCCAAUGCGCCAUUGAGCGGAGGCAUUGGUGGUGUCGGUGUCGGCGGCGGUGGGAAUGUCAUUGGUAGCAGUGGUGGUGGUAUUGGCGGUGGUGGAUCGGGCACAUUAGGUACAGCCGGUAGAUUGGCGGCGCAGGCUCGAUUGCCGUCUCGAUCGACCAAGGUCAGUGAGAAGCUGGUUCUAUUGCCGGAUUUGGAAGACACCACAGAGGCAGAAACCGUCGGUCGGAUUGGUGGCGAUGGAGGAGACGAAGAAUUUCUUGCCGAGCCGGUUGAUGAUGAACUAGUUCGUAGGAUCGCAGAAGAAAGAAACAUGGACCCGGAUACGUUACGCCGACGACUACAAUUAGCGGCGCAGCAGCGUCUACAGGGAGAUUUUGGAGUUGAUAAUGAUCUUGCCCCGUUACUGGCUGAGGAAGAAGCAUUGAGACAGCGAUUUGUGCCACCGGAAAAGGCGAAAAGCUAUGCCGAACGAUUGCCGAAGGCUCGACGAGCAGAGAAAUUACCUCGUGUAACGGCUUAUUGCACUGCGCAGGGAUUCAAGAUGGGUGCUACCGCUUCUUUUGUCAAGGAGUGGCAUGGAGCGAGGACGAAGCUGUAUGAUGAUUGUUUGUAUACAGCGUACCAUCUGCCUUUACUCCCUGGUCGAGGCGGGUAUAGGCUACGCAGUAGUCCCGUGCUGAAAGGGGCCGGUGGACGGGUUGUGCUGGAUGACGAGAUUGAGCGGAAUGAGCAGAGGGAUUAUCAUGAUGAGUAUUAUGUGGAGGAGCAUGAGCAUUCUGUUGGUGGGCGACGGAACCAGAAUAAUGAGUCUGAGGACAGCGGUAGGAAUCAAAACGAUCAUAAAUCGGAUGCACAAGAUACGGACUCCGGAGACAGUCGACCUUCAAGCAGCGAGCGAGAAACAUCGGAAUCUCAUAAACCUCAGCCAACGACAUCAUCCUCGACAACACCAACAACACCCACAACAGCAAACCGAAUACCCUCAAACGUGUUCGAUUACGCCGAGAUGUUCGUCUUUAGCUACGGAGUCGUAGUAUUCUGGAACUUUACCGAACGGCAAGAAAAGGACAUACUCGCCGACCUGACUUUCUCAUCAUCCGGCACCGGGCCACAAAUCUCGUUGGCAACUCUGCCACUUGCAGAAGAAGACUUUGAGACGGAAGAGUUUCACUUUGAGUACUCAACUGAAAUCUCUCGACCGCGAGUGUACAACGACAUGAUCACACUACGGUCGAGAGACCACAUGAUCAAAUUAGCGAUAUCGCACGGAAUAGCCCAAAGUACUAAAUUGUGCUUUUUCGAAGAGGCCAUGUCAAAGGAAAUGACGGAAGCCAAGGAUGUGCCACGCCGACUUGCCUUGACGGGCAAACUUGGAAUGAAGCGUGAUGAGGUGUUUCGGAUAUUGGGCCGAUUGUUCAAAAGUCGUGUUGAAGUCAAUUUGUCAUCGAAUAUGUUGGAUGUGCCCAACUUUUUCUGGGAGUCUGAGCCAACCCUCUACCCACUCUACAUCGCCGUCCGAGAAUACCUCGAAAUCAAACCGCGCAUCCAGGUCCUCAACGAGCGGUGCCGAGUCUUUCUCGAUUUGACCGAGAUCCUGUCUGAUUCUGUAGCAGACAAUACCGAGUCACAUCAAACAUGGAUCAUCAUCAUCCUAAUCAUAAUCUCAAUCCUCGUCACCACAAGCGAAGUCUUUCUCCGAUUCGGAAUACUGUCUAGCAACCAUGCAGCCGAGAAUCCCGCCGGCCCAUCGUUUGUCUCUAAUUUGAUGAUGAAUUUGCUCGGACGGGAAUCGUCAUCGUCGGCGAUGAGCGCGCCGUAUUCGUCGAUGGGCGUUGACGGGACGUGUGUUUGUCCGGCAUUUAAUUCUAGUGUUUAA